UACUUGUUGCCUGGUUACUUUGGCGAAUUUCGCAUUUGUGGCUGGCUCCAGCACAAACUCUAAUUAAAUUCGACCGCUAAUUGAUUUCGAAUUACCGCAAAACAUUUAUUGUUCGAUUGCAAUAACAGCAAUGUAACGCUACUUUAUUUAUUUUCGCCGAUAAUUGACGCGUUUCGUCACGAUUUAGCAAACGGGUUAUAACAAAACCGAGUGAGUUGAAUCAAUAAUUUAAAAAUUCAAAAACGACGGCCUUUGUCAUUAGCGCCCUCAAAAACGCUAUUAUUGAUUCGGGCGAGGAGUAAAUGUCAGGCCGCAUUUUUGAGUUGCAUCAAUGGUCGAUGAACUGCUAUUUUUAAAACAAUUAUUUUAGUGACACACUUAUGUAGUAGGACAGAAACGAGUUUAGCACAUUUUUAACAAAUUCCUUCAAAACAAUGGGAUAAAUAACUGUUUUUCUGAUAAUUACUAUUCGCUGGGAUUUACCUUGAAUACGAGUAGUUUGUUAAAUAAAUGCACUAAGAGAUCCGUGUUUGUUGCAUUUGCGAGAACAAUUACUUUCUGUUUUUGGUGAUGUAAACAGGAGAAAGUUUUGCUCCAAUGAUUAAACGACAUUUGUCGAUUACUAUUAUUAGACUGUGUGUUUGCCGAAGAUUAGUAAUAAGUCGCGAUUUUAACACUUGCUGAUUUACUUGAUAAACACAAUGAUUAGACGUAUCACGAGAUUACAUUAACGAAAAUUAACACAAUCCUGAUGCAAAAAGAUGAAAUAUUAUCCCAAUGUCGGGGAAGAUUCAUUUCUAAUUCCCAAACGACUCGUUUGAUAUCAUGUUUCUAAAGGUUCUGUUCUUUAUUGUCCCAAGUACCAUUAUUUAUCUCGAUCUGUUUUCAGCAGAUAUGACUUGACUGUUCAUUCAUUUUUACGAUGGCUUUUAUCACCUCCCAACAUUCGUUUUAAUUUAUUGAAGUGCUUAAUUCGUAAACAAACCGUCCCUAUUUAACAAAACGCAUUUUCUUUAUUAUUAUCGGUUCAAGCGAAACAGAUUGUGUGCAAGAGCUACGACCGAUUAAUCUUCUGUAAACAAGGUUCUAAAACCAUCCGAAUUUUUAGUAGCCUUGAACGUAAACCGUGGUUUCACAGAAGAAACGAUCGGAAAUUUCCAAAUUGUUACACUUUCCGCUAAAUCUGAAUGAAUGCGAUCAAGGCCAGGUUUUGUUUUGGGUGGUUGGCCAAUCUGUUCUCUCUUAGGUCCACUUUUGUUAAUUUUUGGCUUUUUCGGGUGGCAACAAAAUGUGGGCGUGACGGUUAGCAGGUCCCAUUAUCGGCAUUCUAAAUGGCCGUAAAAGUGUUAUCAAUGUUCCAAUAAUUAUGCUUAUUGCGCCAGUGUUACGUUCUGCCAACGGAGAUGGUAGCUUAAGCCGCCAAAAUGUCGGAGACCGCUGAUAGUGAAGGAGAUUUAAUCGAUCUUGGAUCACCGGUUCUACCUCGAAUUCCUCCAUUUCCCAGCCAAACCCCGGAAGAAAUCUCCGACAAUCUCCUCGACUCCGAACUGCCCGUCCUCGAGCAGAAACUCCAAACUAGCGCCAAGUCAAACGCCACUGAAGUCCGAAGACACAGCAUAGACGUGGAGGACAUCCUCAUCACCAUAGAUGACGACAGUGAGCGCCCGUUGUCCCGCUUCGGCUCCGUCAGACGCAGCCACAGUGAAGCCCUCCUCCACCAGCCCAGGAACCACCUGGACAAGUCCUGGUCCUGCGACAACCUCGAAGCCUUGACGAUCCUCCAGAACCUGGACGAGGUCCUGAACGCGUCCCUCCUGGAGUCCGACCACAUCCUCAAUGACCAAGACUCCGUCACGGAUGACCAAACACAGGAAACAAUCGAGGCUUGUCUGCUAGAUUUAGACAAUUAUCUCCAAGCCUUCGAUUCAAAUUCAUCGAAUUGUGUCGAAGAUCGCUCGAGUGUGAGAAGUAGUGCAAGUUCGCUGCGUUCGGAUUCCACCGAUGAGGCCGAUUUGAGGAACAGAUUGAGGCUGAUGGAGGAGAACUAUGCCCGCUUUUUGGCCGCAGGGUGUGUUAAUAGGGCGUUUGUUGACACCGAGACGGACGGGAGGACGCAGAGGAGGCCGCUGAGUGCCUGUGAUGGACGCACUGAAGCGCUGGAACGGAACCAUCCGGCCAGAGCCACGCUGGCGGUGGUCAAGAGGGAGCGCCCGGGAAACACGAGCGCACCACCCUCGCCCCACCGGACAUCCGGUGCAGGUGAUUCCGACGACGACAUCGACUGGAGCUGGCUGCAGGAAGCCGCCCGUGGCGUAACCUCCGAACGGCGCGCACACGCCGCCGGUGACUGCUGUACCGGAACCGUGGUCGUGGAGCCCCCCCAAAGAGCCACUUCUUCUUCAGAAGCGCCGAAACCCAGCACCACGUGGUUGCGCUCUUCUAUGCGGCGUCUGCGACACUUCCGUCUGCCGAGCGAUGGGGAAAACGCGCCCAUGGAAGCGCCCAGAGUAGAGCCGGUGCCGGAGGUGGUGCGGCCCGUGAGUGCGCCCUCCAGGCUUGUGCCGCGGGAGGCUAGUGCAGUGUCGCAGCAGCCGGCCGGGAGGGCCAGCUCGGCCUCCAGGAGCUUGUCUUCGAGUGUGAGCAGCUUGGCGUCCACGGUGGACACCUCCCACAGCUGCACGCCCGCACCGACCCCCACGCGCAACCAGCAGGAACAGAACGGCACCAGGAGAUCAUGUGAGAGGCCGCGGGCCAGCGACAUGCCGGAGUCCGAGAGCCCUUUGGGGCAGUGGCCCCACAGUCUGAGUUCGAUGAUGGCCUGUCUGGGGUGCACUUUGGGCCUUUUCAACAUUUCGCGCUUCGCGAUUUUGACUGUUCACUUCGGCGCUAAUUUCAUUUUCCAAUUCGUUAUCCUGUCACUAGUCUUCGGUUUGCCGCUUUUCACCCUGCAGUUGUGUCUCGGCCAGCAGUUGGGGGCCGGGGUUAUAGACAUGUGGCGGAUAUCGCCCCUGUUUCAGGGGGUCGGGGUGGCCCUCCUGAUCGCCCAGGCCCUCCUCGGGCUGUACAGCAUAAUUGGCGUUUCGUGGAUGUUUGUCUUUUUCCGCGACUCGUUCAUCACCAAAGUGGACAAGUAUCGGUGGGCCGAGCCGUUCAUUUACUACAGAACUGACGUCCAACCGCCCGUCAACGGGACGUACAAACUCACAGAGACGAUUCCCGACUACUUCAGCGGGAUCGUCCUCCAGAGACACCAUUUAGCGGCCGGGAGCUCGUACGGAACAAUCAAAUUUCAACUCGCUUUCAACUUGGCUGUUGUCUGGAUGAUUGUUUUCGUCUCCCUGAGCAAAGGACUGCGAUCUUACGGCAAAGUGAUUUACGUGUUCACACUGUUGCCCGUCUUUGGUACUUUUGUCUUGUGUGCCAAAAUUCUAGGCCUAAUGCCGACUGAUUACGAUAGCUUUACUUUCCCUGAAACCUCCUGGAACGAAUUCUUCCUUAAUCCAAAGAGUUGGCUAGCGGCGGCACAGGAAACCUUCCUCACCUGGGGGAUUCUCGGAGCUGCAGUCAUGCAAAUUGCAUCACACAACAAGCACAAACAUUUGCUUCAAAGAGAUUCUAGUCUUGUAGCUGUAAUUACCUUCACGAUCCUGAUACUUAUGGGGUUUUUGGCCAACAGAUGCGUCGAAAUUUUACGCACGUUUAGCUACAACUACUUACCUGAUUCUUUCGAAAGAAUUAACUCUUACACGUUCCUCGAAUCAACAAGGGAUCGAGUACCUCCGAAAUAUUCCAACACUCCGGUCAAAUAUAUGGUGCACAAUUCGUUCUUUUUGGGGGAGAAAGUGUUACGGCCGGGGGCCGACAGUAGCGUGGAAAGUGGUUACCAGGCUCUCCGACUCGCCACUGAACUCCUACCGGCCACUUUUGCCGUCUUGGGGGCCGAAAAAAUGUCACCUUUCUGGGCUGUGCUGUUCUAUUUUAUCCUAAUUUUGUUCGGUAUAGCCCAACAGUUGGCAAUAUGGCACUGUGUGAUAACCGGAAUCAUGGCCAUUAAAGCAAAAAUACUGAAAUCGUGGGAAACCACAAUCACACUUUUCAGCUGCAUUUGUGGCUUCAUUCUUGGACUUCCGAUGGCCACUGAGUUUGGGAUAUACGUGGUCUUUUUUAUGGACUACACAGUGGGCGGGCUUUGGUGGCUCAUUGUAAUCAUUCUCCUGCAAAUCGUUGCGGUUUUUAUGGUGCGGGGGCGCCCCUACAGCGGGGACACCGUUGUUACGGCACUGUUCACACCUAAUAAUCACCCGUGUGUUUUAAGCUGGGCCCCCGCCUUGCUUUCCUUCACCUGGAACGUCAUUCUACCAGUGGCUUUAAUGGUCUUGUGUAUCAGUACUGUGAGGAAUGGUAACUUUCGGGACAUUUUUGUGUGGCACCAUGCCCCAGUCCCGGAAUACUGGCCUUUGUGGGCCCGCCAGCUCGGCUCAAUGUUACAGCUAGUACCAAUCCUCCUUGUUCCUCUAGUGGCCGUAAUUCAGAGUUAUAGGUACCUCAGCAGUGGCCCCACGGACAUUUUGGAGGAGUACGAAGAACAGUCCAGUCAUCGGAUCCAGUUGUUGUACAGGCCGCCCAUAGGCGAGCACAUGACUGAUUUGGCCGUUCAUGAGGCCGUGAUUGCUAACAACAAUGCGAACAACUCUUCGCCUAGUAAUGCAGGGGUGACGGAAGACCCGCCCCCGAAAUACACGCCGCCGCCGUCGUACACCACGGCAACGGGGGCCCGACUUGCCAAGUUUUUGCGGCAGAGUAUCAGAAGGUCGGUUCGGAGGCUUGCCAAUGUCCUGGGGGAGAGCAGCACGGCACGGCAGAGGGCCAACUUGCCGCAGACGCAACCGCCGCCCCCUGACUACAACGCAGUUCUAGUCGAAAUGAGUCAAACGAAUAGUACUGAUGUUUCGAUUUCCGUUCCUGAUUCCAGUACUAGGAUUUCGACGCUGGAACGGCUGAGGAACAUUCAGCCGACUCCCGGAUCUCCGACUCUCACAGCGGCGGAAGUCGCCUCAAUACUUAGGAGCAGCUUCCGGAGGAGCAACAUCAGAAGAAAUAAUAAUUUCCCCGAUGACAGUGUCGCUUCCCUCAGUGCGGAAAAUUUGGUGGAUUCGGCGGCACCCAUCGGGGAAACAUCGCUGGUUUUAGAUCACUUGCCCCAAGAUACUGUCAAACGUGAAUCUAACUCAUCUGUGAUAUAAGUUAUUGUUUCGAUUUAAUGCCGGCACCCUUAUUUAAGUCUUUCGGCAAGUCCAAGAGACGUUUUUUACUUUUAUAACCAACUUCAUUAUUAUAUAAUGUAAAGAACUGAUACAUAGAAUGUACAAAAAAAUAAACGGAUCUAAUUUAAAAA
Messenger RNA from Tribolium castaneum (red flour beetle), 5395 nucleotides. It is a transcript of the gene bdg, whose product is annotated as bedraggled. The transcript is spliced from 12 exons. NCBI's taxonomy places the organism in Eukaryota, Metazoa, Arthropoda, Insecta, Coleoptera, Tenebrionidae. Gene Ontology annotation, cellular component: plasma membrane. Bases 1425 to 5243 code for a protein of 1272 amino acids. Gene Ontology annotation, biological process: sodium ion transmembrane transport. The record is from RefSeq and is a predicted model, not a curated record.